Messenger RNA from Acanthoscelides obtectus, 446 nucleotides. The record is from the annotation of a GenBank genome assembly. NCBI's taxonomy places the organism in Eukaryota, Metazoa, Arthropoda, Insecta, Coleoptera, Chrysomelidae.
AAAUGCUAUAAAUGUUAUAAACAAACUGUUGUUUGCAUAUUGCACAAGUUGCAAAAUAGAAAUAAAGGCCACUACUGUAUAGGUAUUACAUGUUAGAACAUCUAAAACUGAUAUAAAUAAUUAUUGAAUUCACAAAAACGAAAUACAUUGAAAUGAAAUAUUUUGCUCUGUCAAUACUAUCGUUAUUUGUGAUUUUGACAGCAUAUGGGAAUGCAUCAAUCAAAUGUGGACCCAAUGAAACUGCUCCCGCUUGUCGUCCAUGCAGAACAACAUGUGCCGACCGACACAAGAUUUGUUCGUUUAUUUGCAUACACAAUACCAAAUGUUACUGUAGACCUGGAUUUUUGAGAAAAAGGAGUAGAUGUGUACCAGAAUCAAAAUGCUAAAUAAGACGUAUAAUGAUUCAUGACUUGUAAUCUGUCAUAAUAAAUAUUACAGCGUUGUUA